AUGUCCCCACGGAUUCCUAAACUAUAUAGUCCCCAAAAAAUUCCCACUGUAUUACAAUAUGAUGAAAAUUUUCAACAAGUCAUAUUAUGGGGAUUUGAUGCUGUAGCUAGCGAGCCUAUAAAACGCAAAAAGAAAGUCAAAUCUACUCAAUCGAGACCUAUCGAACUUUUUAAACUCCAUUUAGGAAUGAUUCCAGAAGAGCAAAAACCAGCAUUACCAUCAAAUAUUACCCCCGAAAGGGCUAUCACUGAUUAUCUUCGAGAAAUGGGUAUUAUUAAGGAAGAAGUUGAACGUCGUUGGCCAGGAAUUGACUUUUUUAAAAAUGUACGCCUAAUAGUAACAAUACCUGCAGCUGAAGCUGCAGCUGUACAUUGUAUCAAGAAGUUAAAAGAACAUGGGUUGAAGGCUGGAGUUGAUUGCGGUGGUGGGACAAUAGAUUUGACUGUAAGAAAACUGCUUGAGAAUAAUCAGCUUGGAGAAGAUACUGAACGUUCCGGAGAUUUUUGUGGUGCCACAUAUGUUGACAAAGAAUUCUUGAAAUUUCUCGAGGACAGGGUCGGAAAAGAUGCAAUAAAAAUGUUGCGCGAAAAACAUUACAGUCAACUUAGCUAUAUGGUUCAACAGUUUUGCGAUCGUGUCAAGACUCGCUUUACCGGCAAAGAGUCAGAAUUCAGAAAAUAUAAUUUAGAUAUUGAAAAAACAUGCCCAGCUCUAAAACAAUAUGUUAGUGGUAGUGUUAGAGAUGAGUUAUCAGAUGAAGAGGAUUGGGAGAUUGACAUUGACUUUGAAACAGUUAAAAGCUUUUUUGAUCCCGUUAUCAAUAAAAUUCUUCGCUUAAUAAGUGUUCAACUCUCUAAAAGUAUGUGCUCAGUAAUGUUUUUAGUUGGAGGUUUUAGUGAAUCUAAAUACCUUCAACAAAGAAUUAAGCAAAACUUUCCAGAGUGUAAAGUUGCAGUUCCACCUCAUCCUAUGGCGGCAAUAGCACGUGGGGCUGUUGAAUACGGAUUAGAUAUGGAUGCCAUUAAAAGUCGUGUAUUAAAAUGGACCUAUGGUGUUGCAGUUUAUCCAAUAUUUCAAGAAGGUGAUCCAUUAUCACGUAAAACUUCAAAUGGACGUAUACAGAAAUUUCGUUUGAUGGCUAAAAGGGGCGUUCAAGUGGAAAUAAAUCAACAAUUUUCCACCAGACAAUAUCCAGUUGAACCGAAUCAAACAAUGAUACUUUUUAGAUUUUAUUAUACCCCAAGGAAAUCAGCGCAAUAUUGUGACGAAUCUGGAAUGAAUAAAUUAGGAGAAUUUCGUGUUGAUUUACCAGACACUCAUUUAGGCAUUAACAGGCCUGUGUUACUUACACUAUGUUUUGGAUCGAUGGAAAUCAUUGCAAUAGCAAAGAAUGAAACAAAUGGAAAUGUUUAUCAAACAGCAUUUGAAUUAGAUUUAUAA
This is a messenger RNA of Racocetra fulgida, 1440 nucleotides long. The record is from the annotation of a GenBank genome assembly. NCBI's taxonomy places the organism in Eukaryota, Fungi, Glomeromycota, Glomeromycetes, Diversisporales, Gigasporaceae.